Molecule: messenger RNA, 924 nt
Organism: Protobothrops mucrosquamatus (brown spotted pit viper)
Lineage: Eukaryota; Metazoa; Chordata; Lepidosauria; Squamata; Viperidae
Gene: FAM131A
Product: family with sequence similarity 131 member A
Exons: 4
Coding region: 19-924 (301 amino acids)
Source: RefSeq, a predicted model, not a curated record
GUUGAAGACACCAUCGAAAUGCUACCCAAGUCCCGGCGAGCGCUCACCAUUCAGGAAAUUGCAGCCCUCGCUCGAUCUUCCUUGCACGGUAUUUCCCAGGUGGUGAAGGACCAUGUGACCAAGCCCACCGCUAUGGCGCAAGGCAGGGUGGCCCACCUGAUCGAGUGGAAGGGAUGGUGCAAACCCAUCGAUUCUCCUGCCACCCUGGAAAGCACUUUCAACUCCUAUUCGGAUCUCAGUGAAGGAGAGCAGGAGGCCAGGUUUGCUGCAGGUGUAGCCGAACAGUUUGCCAUCGCCGAGGCCAAACUCAGAGCCUGGUCGUCCGUGGAGGGGGAUGACUCCAACGAUGAGUCUUACGAUGAAGAUUUUCCCACUUCCGCUGAAACCGCCCAAGCAGCUGAUGCAGUGGGCCAGCUCCCCACCAGCACCCUCUUGAAAGGUUUCCUGCACAGCCGCCUGUGCCAUCUGAGUUCCCGACAGGGUUCUUGCGACCCGGAAAGCGAAUCUUCUCAGUCCACCAUCUCCCCAGAGACCUUGUGCUCCAGUCUCUGCAGCCUUGAUGAGAGCUUCCUUCUCAAGGAGUUGGGCUCCCCUUCGGAACUUGCCGCCAAACUGCUGGGCUCCGUGUCUGGCGGGGAGGACAUGCUGCUGUCCAAGCCCACACAGACUCCCGGAGAAUGUGCCUUCCGGAGCCUGGCACAACUGGAGUGCCAGGACUCUAUGUACUCCAUGUCCUUCACCGAGUCCUGCCUCUCGCCCACGGAGGAGGAGGGCCUUCCGUGCAAGGACUACAAAGUCCACGGGGACAGCUGCCAGGUCCGGAGAAAAGUCUCUGAUGUGGCCUCCUCCGGCGUGGUGUCGCUCGACGACAACGAAGAUGACGAGGUCGACGGAGACCCGGAGGAGGACACCAAAGAGCCGUGA